Molecule: messenger RNA, 467 nt
Organism: Sitophilus oryzae (rice weevil)
Lineage: Eukaryota; Metazoa; Arthropoda; Insecta; Coleoptera; Curculionidae
Gene: UQCR-11
Product: cytochrome b-c1 complex subunit 6, mitochondrial
Exons: 2
Coding region: 101-367 (88 amino acids)
Biological process (GO): mitochondrial electron transport, ubiquinol to cytochrome c
Source: RefSeq, a predicted model, not a curated record
UUUACAACUGAAGCUGUGGCUGGCUGUGGAAUCAAAGUCACAUAAAAAGUGAUUACAUAAGUCAUUUAGUUCUUUUUGAAUAAGAAAUUUAAAAAAUAAAAUGGUUUUCCAGAAGUUUCUUAAAAAAGUAUUUUCUGUUAAAGCUCAAGAUGAAGAAGACGGCGAAUUGGUUGAUCCCCAGCAAACUUUAAGGGCUCAGUGUCUAGAAACCAACCAUUGUAAACAUUUAGCUGAGAAAUACCAAGCAUGCAAUGACAGAGUUAACUCUAGAAGCCACACAACAGAGAUUUGCAACGAAGAAUUAUUCGACCUGUUACAUGCCGUAGACCACUGUGUUACAAAAGAUCUUUUUAGUAAACUGAAGUAGACUUAUAAUGUUUAAGUUAGUAGCUACUAUAUUAUAGGUAUUUAUGCAUCUUUUUCUCCAACUGUACCUAAUCUGUUGAAUAAAACUCUUAAUUCAGUAA